UUAUGCAACCUUCAGUUUUAAACACAUCGAAUUCUUCAUUUAGAUUAAUCAAAAGUAAAGUAAUUAAAAGAACAAUAUGUCAUGGAGCAUGUGUAGAAGAAUAGGAUAGUAAAUUGUCACUUAACAAAUCUAAAAAAUAUAAUGGGAUUGAGAGUACAUAUAGCACCAAGAAUCUAUCCACUUAUUUAAAUGAAGAUAAUAAUAAAUACAGAUAACCAAAAUUAUAGAUAAAAGUGUAAUAGGAUGCAGCUAAAAGGUUUUCUUUUUUCCAUAUGAGAUAAAAAAGUAGUGAUAAAUUUCAAAUUUAAUAAACUCCAAUAGUAACAAAAGAAGUCGUUGCUGAAUUAAAAUCUACAUUAAAUAGAGUACGUUCUUCUAAAUCGAUCGUUUGA
Molecule: messenger RNA, 392 nt
Organism: Paramecium sonneborni
Lineage: Eukaryota; Ciliophora; Oligohymenophorea; Peniculida; Parameciidae
Source: the annotation of a GenBank genome assembly